AUGGGGCGAAUCCUAAUACUGGUGUUGCUUUUGACCUUUAUCUACGCCAUCACAUUGGCAAUUCGGCGGUAUCAUCGUAAAACAAUCUUUGUAAUCACACCGACCUACUCACGCCCGAACCAGAAGCCCGAAUUAGUACGGCUCUGUACUGUUUUAUGUACUGCUAGAGAUGUGCAUUGGAUAGUGAUUGAAGACGCAAGAAAUAAAAGUAGAGCAUUGGCUCAAUUUCUCGAAGACUGCGGUCUGCCCUACACUCACUUGAAUGCCCCAACAAUAUCGAAUACCAGUCGUAUUCGAGGGUCAGCCCAACGUAACGAAGCUCUUAAGUGGCUAAGAACGAACUUUCGGCCGAUGAGGAAGUCCGGAGUCGUAUACUUUGCCGAUGAUGACAACACGUAUCAUCCAGAAUUGUUUGACGAAAUGCGAACAUUGGAGAAUGGAGCAACGUGGCCCGUAGGCUUGAUAGCUGAUUCUGACUGGGAGGGAUGCAUCACUGACCCUAAUGAUCGCAAAAAGAUUUCCGAUUUUUGGUCUAAUUAUGCACCCGAUCGGAAUUUCCCUAUUGAUAUGGCAGCCUUUGCAGUCAAUCUCAAUCUGAUUUUGGAACACUCAAACGCCCUGUUUGAUGACAAGGCUGUCGGAGUCCAAGAGGGCCUAAUACUUACCGGUCUUGGCUUUAAGAACGCCUACGAAUUGGAGCCCAAAGCUGAUGGCUGCAGGAAGAUCCUUGUUUGGCAUACGAAAUCAACCAAACAGGAGGUGAAAGUGAAUGGGCCAGCUACCAUUAAGAAUAUGUUAUAA
Molecule: messenger RNA, 801 nt
Organism: Echinococcus granulosus
Lineage: Eukaryota; Metazoa; Platyhelminthes; Cestoda; Cyclophyllidea; Taeniidae
Product: Galactosylgalactosylxylosylprotein 3-beta-glucuronosyltransferase 2
Exons: 4
Coding region: 1-801 (266 amino acids)
Biological process (GO): chondroitin sulfate proteoglycan biosynthetic process; carbohydrate metabolic process
Cellular component (GO): Golgi membrane
Molecular function (GO): galactosylgalactosylxylosylprotein 3-beta-glucuronosyltransferase activity
Source: RefSeq, a predicted model, not a curated record